Messenger RNA from Menidia menidia (Atlantic silverside), 1026 nucleotides. The record is from the annotation of a GenBank genome assembly. Lineage: Eukaryota; Metazoa; Chordata; Actinopteri; Atheriniformes; Atherinopsidae.
CUGCUUUCUGUCCAGGGCCUGAGCAGCUCGGCGCUCUCCAGGGACCAGGUGGAGCUCCUGGGGAACAUGGCCUGCACCCUGGAGGGACCCGUCAUCGAGGGCUCCGACUCGCUGAUCCUGGAGAAGCUCAAGACCUGCAGCGGCCUCUCAGAAGUCCAGUCUUAUCCCUCUCGACAGCUUCGACUGAGCCGUGGGGAGAAAGUACAGCGUCAGGAUCCUUCCACCUGGGAGAGGAAAACUCUGGAGGAGCUGGAGAACCUUCCUCUCUACUUCACCAGAGACAUCUGGGACAAAAUCAGUUUUUCAGUUAAGAAAAGGUUCCUCAAGAGAUUCAUGCCCAGGCUGAGGAAGAAGAAGACGCAGAAGAAGAAACUGAAGGCGCUGUUUAAAACGAUGAGGCCCACGAGGAGCAAGCGGGGAGCAGGCUGCACCGUGGGCAACAUCACCCAGCUGACGGUGAACGACGACUCCUUCCCCUUCGGCUACGACGCCGCGCAGUUCGACCUCUGCCUGGACCUCCCCGUUCUGCGAGACAACCUCGACUCCAUCUGCGAGAAGGUGGACGACGACGACCUCCAGAGAGUCGCUUUCCCAUCAGGGGUUUCUGAUCAGGAAGUCCAGAUGCUCGGCUCUGUGUCCCGCGUGGCGUCUCUGGACGACAUCUCCAAGUGGAACGUCACUCAGAUCGACACCCUGGCAGCUCUCAUGAAAACCGAAGAUGGGACCUGGGAUUCGGCUCAGAGCAAGGAAAUCAUCACCAAGUACCUGAACAGCUCCGGGAGCUCCCUGGGAAGCACGGAGCUGAACAUCAUUGACUCCAACCUUUGCUCUCUGGACACCAGCACGCUGAGGACCAUCAGCUCAGAUAGCAUCAGAAACGCCAACCCUCUGAAUGUGGGGUCGUGUUCCACUGAGCAGAAGAAAAUCUUCUAUGAGAUCGCCAACACCUCCUUCAGCGACCAGCGGGGCAAUCCCACCAGCUUCUACAACCUAAUGUCGCCUUAUCUGGGUAACCUAAGAACCUAG